GUAACUGUAGACAUGUUCAUUCCAAAUCAAAUAUCACACAUCAGAUCAACACCAAACAUCCAUCAUACAUCCCACAAAUUUACAAGUAUAAUAGUAACACGACUCAAAUGUAACUGAGAAAAUAAGUAAUAUACUUUUUAAUUAUUAUUGUCCUUUGCUUCAUUUGGCCAGAAUGUCCAAAGUUUCCCUGAGGUCAAAAACAACCAGCUCACGACUAACAUUAAAUCGUAGAAGAAAGCAACAUGCAAAGAAACUCAUUUUGAAACCUUACGACUUUUGUUGUUCAGUUGAUAAUGUUGAUCCAUUAACGCAAUAUGACAGGCUAAGAUCACUUUAUAGAUCACCAUUGAUGUCUCUACAAACAAUAACUGAAAGCCCAACUUUGAAACUGCGAACAGAAUUUACUAACUAUAUGGAACGUAAAUUGAGAAGGAAAAGCCUUAAAAACAAGCAAUUUGAUAUAGGAGAUCAUAGACACAAAAAUAAGAAAAGUUUGCAGAUUUCAGAAAGACUAAGGAAGUUAUAUAAAGCAAAGAAAUUACAUAAACAACAUAAAUUAGAAGAUACUGAUGAUGAUUUUGAAUUUGAAGAUUUACAUGAUAAAAAAGUUACGUCUCUUCUUCAAAGACCAUUGCAAUGGUAUUUAGAAGAUGAAAUUAUUGGAGCAAAAGAUAUUUUAUGGGAACAAAAACAAAGAGCAUACAAUGAAAAAAUGAAUAAAAAUGUUGAAAUUGGAAAGCAAAAAACAGAAAAUAUGUUAAAACAACAAACAGACAAGUAUCCACGAUGGUAUCAAGAUUUUUCUAUUAACCAAAUUAAAAAUUUAAGGAUGUUACAAUGUAUAAUGCAGAAAGAUUGUGAAGAAAUGGUAACAGGACGUACUCAAAGAACUCUUAUAUCAAUUGGAAUUAUAUCUACAUUUUUUACACUUACGUCAGAUGUUAUUAAAAAAUUGCAAGAAUCUUGUAACUGCAAUGUAAUCGAAUUUUUAAGAGAAAUUUAUAAGAUAUUAACUGGAAAUUAUUUUGAAGAGGAAGGAUACAAAAACUUUUAUGAUUGUAAUGAAAGAAUAAUUUUAUCAGCGAUUGCAUUCCUGACUUUACCAGAAGCUAUUAUAGAGCUUCACAAACGUUUACCCCCUGUAACAAUGUCAGAAUUUCCACCAAAACCAAUUCCACCAACAUUAUCAAUAAGGCAGAAGAUGAAAUCGCCUUAUAAAGAAAAACUUUUUAUACGAACAGAUUGGGCAACUUUUUACAAUCGCUUACAAGAUUGGCAAGAGCAACAUCGAUUAAUACCAAUUCCGAAUAUAAUAUUACCUCCUAAAAAUUGCCUUUUAAAUAAUUAUUCCAGUGCAAAAGUUAAUGCUUAUUACGAAGGAAACAAACACGGUAAAGUACAAAACGUUUCGGAAAAUUAUCAGUUAAUUCAGAUUAAAAAUAAUCCUUCUAUUCAAACAAAGCAACCACAUAAUAUUUCUACCAAAACAAAUCAGGAAAGAGAUACCUCCAUUAGUACAAAACAGAAAAAAUAUACUUUUAUUGAUACGAAACAAAAGGAUGAUGUACCAGUCAGAAUUAGGAGGAAUAAUCCAUCUGAUAAUUCUCCAUACUCUUUUGAAUUAAAUCAAGAUCAACAUAAUUUUGUAGCGAACGAACUUACAGAAAAUAACGAAAAUGAAAAAUUUAAGAGCAUAAUAGGUAACGCAAUCAGUACAAAACAGAGAAUACCGCAUAACUCACAAAUAUCUACUGGCCUUAAUGUUCCAUCCUUAUAUGGUGAAAAUAGAUUAUUUGAUUUUACAAUCAAUGGAAUUAGCGAAAAACCAGGGCCUAUAGAAUAUAAAAUAUGUGGAGUUUUACAACCACCUCAAUCAAAUAAAAAAUCUUGGCUUGGCGAGAAACAUGCACAUUACAUAAUAUCUGGUGCUUCAGAUGAACCACCAACUUGCCCUGUAACGUAUGAAAUGACUGGUGUUGCAAAUGUAACACCCACUAACAGCAACGAGAGAUUCUUUGCAGUAUUGAAACUUGGAGAUGGACCUAAAAAGAUUUAUCCAAGUGGAAGGCAGAAUUUAUCUCGUCAUUGGCAAGAAUGGCUGCAAAAUGUGGAUGAAGAAUUUCGGAAAAUAGAAAGAGAGGCAAACAAAAUGAUAAAAAAUAUAGAAGCUAUAACGAAAUUAGUAUUUCCAGGACCAACAUGUGACAGUUGUUGUUCCUGUAGACAAACUAGAAAAUCAUACUUAAAAGCAAAAGAAACGAAAGCGCCUUAUUUUGUGAUAGAUACUAUAACCGAAGACGACAAUAAAAAAAAAUAUAUUGUAGGAUCAAUGGCAAUGCAUUCUCCUGCACUAACACCUCCAGAAUCAACCGUGAAUUUAUUAGAAGUUAUAGCUUCGGAAGAUGUCCUUACUGACAACCUUAUAAUAAGUGGUGUCACAAAUGAAACAGGUGAAACACAGUAUUUUAUUACUGGUUCUCAGAAAGAAGUAAUACGCAUGCCAGCACGAGUUAUAGAACGUCCACCACCUAGACCGCUUAGGAAUGUUCCACCUUGUAUAUGUGCAAUUCAACAAAUAUUUACUAAAGGCUUGUUUCCAAAUGUAAGCCAUGAUAAUAUACCAUGGACAAAAGAGGAAGGUUUGUGUUUUGGAAAAAAGUUUAGACCCCAAGAAUCUCCUGCGUAUUCCUGUAAAAAGUAUCCAGGUAAUAAGUCAUGUAGAAGAAGUCCAUUUACACAUGACAUAAAUAGAUUAAAAAGAAGAGUUGAAAUGGCAAAACAAAAGCAAGGAGAUGAAGCUACAGGGAAGAAGAAAAUGUAUAGUAUCGCAGAUUUUCAACCAUGUGGGGAUGAACAUGGUAUGAAUAUUUGCGGAGGACCUUGGAAUGCUUUGCAUACUCUAACAUCAGAAGAACUAAAAGAACAGGAAAGAUUACGGAAAGAAAUAUUAAGAGGUCCUUCUUGUGGAAAAAGACCUGGACAAGCUGUCUGUGAAGGUCCUUUUGGAGAACGAAUACCAUUAAAACCACAGCAAAUAUUUAUAGAAGAAGAAAUUCCAGGAGAAGAUAUUGAAGAAGAAGAAGAAGAAGAAGUAGAAGGAGAGGAAUUAAUAAAGCCUCCUCCAGUUGAGGUAAAAGGAAAAGAAAAGGAACGCGACAAGAAGUGUCACAUGAGUCCAGAAGCUAUAGAAGCUAGAAGACAAAGGGUAGUAGAGAAAAAGGUUAAAAAAUUUGUUCCUGAUCCGAGCUAUCCUGGUUACGAUGAUCCGUGGAAUAUAUUUCGUACAGCACCAUCGGAAAAAGAAUCUGAAACUGAUUUUAAAAAGUUAUUAAAACUUAGUUCUCCAAAACCACCAGGUACGGCUGUACAAUCUAAAACAUUGAUGGACGAAAUUGGAAAAUCUGCACUACAUGAAGAUAUUUCUAAAUCAGAGAUAAGAAAAGAUCACCCAACUGUAAAAGAGUCAAAAAAAAUAUCUCCUACACAUUCUGCACGAAAUACGUCAGAACAAAUUUCGAAAAAACGAAAUCGAGAAAAAUUAAAAAGCGAAGAAAAAAUAAGUGAAAAAGGAUUUAAAAAAUCUGAUAAGAAAGGAUUUAAAAAAAUCCAGGAAAGAAUGAUUGAGACAAAAUCAAAAAAAAUGGAUAAAAAUGUGAUUAGAAAAAGCGAGGAAAGUAAAAAGAAAUACAAUCAAGUAACGAAACGUGAUACAACAAAGGAUAAGAUACAAGAUCAAAGUACUCCAAAAUUAGUAAAAGAUAAACACGAUCAAAAGUUGAAUAUGAAAUCUAUAGGAAAUCCUUCACUUCCUAAAUAUUUGGAAAAACUAAGCGAUGGAUCAAAUCCGAAAAAAUCUAAUAUUGGUAAAGAAACAUCUGCCAUUAAGUCUCAACAAAACAUGCGUAAUGUAAGUGAGGUUGAUAAACGACAUAAGAAAAGAAUGAGUUCAAAGAAAUCAAAUCACAGAUCUAUUACAUCAUCAAACAUAAAAAAGAAAACAAUAAGUAAACAGUUGAGUACGAGAAAAUCGGUAAGACGAGAUAAAAAGAAAGAUGUGAUUAAUCAAGAUGUAGAUCCUGAAACAAUUUAUAGGAACAAGAUAAAUGAAUUGAAAAAUAUAAUGAAAUCUUCUGAACAGUAUCCAUAUAAUAUAAAACCAGCAGAGAUCCCAGAUGAUCCUCCAGCAAAAUGUCAACUAGAAUACGAAGAUUCAGAAACUACGAUUGACACUGUACAAGUUGAAGAAAAUGCAGAUAUACAAUUACCAACCAAAGGUCCUUGUGGUUGGAGGACAAAGUCAGAACAGCAAUUACCAACAAAGAAAACUUUGAUAUAUCUGACUGAUCCAGAUUAUCCUCCAGAAACAGUACCAGUUAGGUCAGGUGGAAAACCAUGUGUUUGUCGGGACAAUAGGGCAAAAAAGAAAAUAUUAUUAUAUAAUAUCGGAGGACUCAUAGGUGGAAAGAAAAAUGGCGAAGAAAAGAAGUUAUUAAGAAAGAAGAAAGACGAAGACAAAAAGAUGCAAGUUAUUGAUGGGGUCAUUUAUUAUACUCCACCACCAAGUCCUCGUAGAAGCAAUGAAUAUGUACCCGAAUAUGAUCUUUAUGAAUCUCCAUAUGAUAUGUGUCUUACGCAACGUAAAGACCGAAGUCUUAAAUUUCUCGAUCAAUAUGGUAGACCGAAAAUAUCUGAAGUUUCAAAAAAUAGAGAAUCUUGCGGUUGUAACGAAUACGUAGAAACGUAUGGUAUUCAAACUAUAAAUGAAAAUGAAGGAAAAGCUCAAUUGUUGAAAGAACUUGAAUCCAAAGACAAGUUAAUAACCGCGAAACCACCGAAAGAUCGCUGGAAUCUGGCGCUUAAAGAUGUAGGCUUGAUAGAUUAUUUCACACGAUGCAGAGACAGUUUGCCUUGUUGGCUGAAAUGUGCCAAAUUUAAUAAAGUUGGCUGUCCUAUAUCAUAUAGAAAACUUAAAACAAAACGACCAGUAUGUGAAUGUAAGUAUGAAAGAAAAAUACUCGAACAUAAGGAGGAAAAAGUGAAAUGGAAGCAGCGUCAAAAACGAUUAAAGUCUUUGAAAAAGCAACCAUAUGUGAACAUAGCUGACAUUUCGAAACUAUUGAUACCAAAUACAAAAUUAAUGAUAUCAGACGUAAAAAGAAUUCCAAGAGAAGAUGAAUACAUAGACGAUAUUAAAUAUUGUAUAACUGGAGUUGCCGAAAACUAUGACCAUUUACCACCUAAACAAAUAGUAGGUGGUAUCCAUAUGGUUACACCUAUUCAGACACCUGAACCAAGCGAACAUGAGAUAUCAUGUGUUUGUUUGCAUCGACAUUGGUCGCCUAUGAAGAUUACUCCUGGUCCAUUACCAAAACCUGAAGAAAUUUUACUUGCUGAAAAGAAAUACAGACAAGAAGCUGUGAAAGAAGCGUUCCGCCAAAUUUAUGCUCCUCAAUCAGCAUAUCACAUACAUGAUGAUCAUAGUUGCAAAGAAAAAUGUGGUGGAUAUCUUGAAAUCGAAAAUGACAAAAAUACAGGAAAAGACAAACAAGUUGUGCAGGAUAACAGUCGUUAUAUAGCAUCUUAUUUACAAAAACCUACUAGUAUCAAAGGCAAAUUAACAAAUUCCGCUCGACAUAUUAAAUCAAAUAUUGAUGAUCUUCAAAUUAAAACAGAGAUUAAAAAUUUACCAAUGCAGAAAUUCUCUGAAACUAAAGCAAGAAGUUCGCAUAAAGAAAAUAAAGAUACAAAUGUGGCAGGGCAAAAGACUUUUGAAAAUAAAGUAAAGAGUUCACGUAAAGAAGAUAGAGACUUCAAGAUUGAAAGAAGAGAUCAGAAAUAUGUAAAUGUUCCUCAGAAACAAACUAGAGGCGAUAUUCAAAAUGAUCCUAUUGAAUUAAAUGUAGAGAAUAUAGAUAUUUGGGAUAAAGAAACUGAAGAAGAUUCUGAUGAUUCUAAAUGUUAUUUAAUGGCUAUAGUGAAGAUCGAAUUAAAAAAAAUGGCGGCAGAAGGAUUUCUGUUUGCAAAACUACCCAAGUGUUUUUUAAUGCCACAGUUGCAAUAUUGGUUGAUGUAUAGAAAAGGGCUCAGUUUUAGUGAUGCGGCUAAAAACAAAUCAAUACGCAACAGUAUUAAAAUGUGGAACACGCUAGAUAUGGGAGCCGCUAAAUCUAAAGUUACUGUACCAUCGUUGAAAAUGACAAAAAUUCAACUUAGAAAAUUAACUUAUGAUGAUGCGCAAGAAAUAAAAACAAAGAUCGCACUGAAAAAAGCUAUAUUCUAUAGUCGAGUUCGUAAAGAACGCGUUUUAUAUUCACGAUCGAUGUGGAAUUCGAUGGAGUAUGGAAAAUUUCCAUCGGUAUCGUUCAAGCAAGCGUAUUUUACUUAUAUGGCUAGCAAAGAAGGCGAUGGUUACGUUUUUAAACCGUGGCUACCUUCUGAAGUACACGAAAUGAAUUAAAGAAAAUAAAAUAAAAAUAUUCGCAG
This is a messenger RNA of Bombus impatiens (common eastern bumble bee), 6483 nucleotides long. RefSeq lists its product as uncharacterized. Bases 173 to 6457 code for a protein of 2094 amino acids. The record is from RefSeq and is a predicted model, not a curated record. The transcript is spliced from 10 exons. NCBI's taxonomy places the organism in Eukaryota, Metazoa, Arthropoda, Insecta, Hymenoptera, Apidae.